UAUCACCGCAACGCCACGGCUCUUUCACCCGAACAACGAUGACAUCUCACUAUACUAUCCCCGGCACCGACAUCUACGGCCCCGGCACCUUCAUCGACAAAGAGGUUCUGCCUGUUCCGGUUGACGCCCGACGCGUGUUCGAGUUUCUGGCCUCAAGCACACCCGGUUUCACCCAGGACCGCGCCGCAUGGGAUACGGUCAGCUUCACGGGGGGCUCGGAGCCCAUGAUCCCCGGACCGAUCAAGGCCCCCGUGGUUGCUGCCGCCCUGCACGCGAUGUGCGGUCUGGUCGCCAACGAACUGCUCGAGCUGCGCGACGGAACAGCCGUGCACGAGAGCACGGUGGCGGUGGACACGGACCAUGCCGGUUUGUGGCUCGGCUCGACAUUUACGACCCACAUCAACGGCGAGGGUGUUUCCACGCUGGCUCGGUCCAACGCGCUGGCUUCACUCUUCGAUCGGGAUUUCGAGCAAGGAUUUGGAAAGGGGCUGGCGGGCCGGGCGACGGCGAUCUACCAGACCAAGGAUCCCAACGUGUGGUACCAGCUCCAUGGCUCCCUCGAUGCUACCCGCACCCUGCAAUCCAUGGGGAUCCCCACGGACGUCAAGUUUGAUACCAUGCGGGAGUACUACGAUUACAUCCAGAGCUACGUCAUCCAAUGGAGUCCGGACGAGCUCGAGAUGCACAACGUCCGCCAUGGCCUGUGUGGCAGCAUCUGUUACUCGCCGGAGGGGUGGCGCAGAACAACAAUGGGCCAACGACUGGCGGCCCAUCCGCUGGUCAACUACACCUGUGCAACCUACGCUGCGCCGACUCCACCCGUGCCCUUACCCAAGAGCCCGGCAGAUCGACGGCCUUUGGCAGGAGUCAAGGUCCUGGAGAUGGUGCGCAUCAUCGCCGGCCCCACGAUCGGCGUGACACUAGCGUCCUACGGGGCCGAUGUCAUUAGGGUUAAUUGCAGCAAACUGGCGGAUCUCAACGUCCUCCAGCUGACCCUAAAUGCCGGAAAACGCACGAUCGACCUCGACAUCUUCAAGGCAGAGGACAUGACUCGCCUGCUGGACCUCCUCGCGGAGGCGGAUAUCUUCGUGCAGGGAUUCCGCCCCGGCUCGCUCGCGCGGCAGGGCCUGGAUCUAAACAGGAUGCUGGAGCGCGCUGCCACGCGCAAUAAGGGCAUUAUCUACGUCGACGAGAACUGCUACGGGCCCGAUGGCGCCUUCGCCGAGCGGCCGGGCUGGCAGCAGAUCGGCGAUGCCGCGUCGGGUACCGUCCUGCCCCCGCUCCCCGUCUCGGACAUGACGACGGGCCUCGUCGGCGCCCUGGCGGCCAUGAUGGCGGUGCGCGACCGAACAACCCAAGGCGGGUCGUAUCACGUCGUCAGCUCGCUGGUCGCUGCCGACGCAGUCACGCUGGAGCCCGAGAUCGGCCUGUAUCCGCCCGCGGUGGUGGCGCGCACCGCCCAGCGGUUCGGCUUCGUUCCCGCCACUCCGGAUCAGUUCGUGUCGGAGAUCAUGAUUCAGGUGCUCGACGGGUGGAAGCAGGAGUUCGAUAGGAGUGUGUAUGGCGAGGAGGAGUCCCGGUUUAUGACGGUCUUCGAGGACGGGCCGUGGGGCAGGCAGGCGCUUUUGAAGCCGGUCGCGAGGCUCGGGGACGUGAAGGCGUCGCCUCGGUGGUCGAGUCCCUCAGUGCCCAAUUGUUACCAUUUGCGGGACAUUCGGUGGUUUUAGGGGGCUAAAGGGUGGU
Messenger RNA from Aspergillus uvarum CBS 121591, 1743 nucleotides. RefSeq names its product CoA-transferase family III. The transcript has 3 exons. The coding region runs from base 39 to 1727 and encodes 562 amino acids. Gene Ontology annotation, molecular function: catalytic activity. The record is from RefSeq and is a predicted model, not a curated record. NCBI's taxonomy places the organism in Eukaryota, Fungi, Ascomycota, Eurotiomycetes, Eurotiales, Aspergillaceae.